AUGGCCCGCCGCCGGUGGGGCGCGCUGUGGGCGUGGGCGUGCCUGGCGGCCACCACCCUGCUGCACGCGGGCGGCCUGGCGCGCGGCGACUGCUGGCUGAUCGAGGGCGACAAGGGCUUCGUGUGGCUGGCGAUCUGCAGCCAGAACCAGCCGCCGUACGAGGCCAUCCCGCAGCACAUCAACAGCACCGUGGUGGACCUGCGGCUCAACGAGAACCGCAUCCACGGCGUGCAGCAGGCCGCGCUCAGCCGCUUCGGCAACCUCACGUACCUCAACCUCACCAAGAACGAGAUCGCCUACAUCGAGGACGGCGCCUUCGCCGGCCAGUUCAACCUGCAGGUGCUGCAGCUCGGCUACAACCGGCUGCGCAACCUGACGGAGGGGGCGCUGCGCGGGCUGGGCCGGCUGGAGUACCUGUACCUGCAGGCCAACCGCAUCGAGGUGGUCACGCCCGGCGCCUUCGCCGGCUGCCCCAACGUCGUCAACAUCGACCUGUCCAUGAACCGCAUCCAGCGGCUGCACGGCGCCACCUUCGCCGGCCUGGCCCGGCUCUCGGCCUGCGAGCUCUACAGCAACCCCUUCUACUGCUCCUGCGAGCUGCUGGGCUUCCUGGGCUGGCUGGCCGCCUUCUCCAACGCCACGCAGACCCACGACCGCGUGCAGUGCGAGGCCCCGCCCCCCUACGCCGGCUACUUCCUCCUGGGCCGCGGCCACGGCCAGCGCAGCAUCCUCGGCACCCUGCGGGCCGUGUGCACGGACGGCGCCUACGCGGCCGAGUACCCCCCGGCGCCCGAGCCCCGCCCGGCGCCCGGCCGCACGCCGCCCCCGCCGCCGCCGCCCGAGCCCAGCGAGGCCCCCUGCGCCGCCGAGGACUGCUUCUCGGGCGACGGCACCACCCCGCCGGCGGCCCUGCCCACGCUGCCCCCCCGGGCCGAGGCGCGGCCGCUCAUCAGGGUCAAGCAGCUGACCCAGGACUCGGCCACGCUCACGGUGCAGCUGCCCAGCCCCUUCACGCGUGUGUACACGCUGGAGCGCUUCGACAACAGCCGGCCGUCCACCGUGCGCCGGCUGACCCGGCCGCUGCAGGAGGUGCACCUGCCCCACCUGGCCGCGCUCACCAACUACACCUACUGCGUGGUGUCCGCCAGCUCGGGGCUGCUGCACAACCACACCUGCCUCACGCUCGGCCUGCCCCCGCCGCCCGGCCCGCCCAGCCCCGCGCCCCGCCCCGCCACGGCCACGCACUACAUCAUGACGGUGCUGGGCUGCCUGUUCGGGAUGGUGCUCGUGCUGGGCGCCGUCUACUACUGCCUGCGCCGGCGGCGCCGCGGGGAGAAGCACCAGACGGCGGCCGCGGCCGGCGGCCUGAGGAAGACCAUCCUCGAGCUCAGGUACGGGCCGGAGAUGGAGGUGCCCGGCCUGGCCCCGCCGCCCCAGGGCCCGCUGCUGGGCCCCGAGCCCACGACCCGCCUCCCGUUCAUGCCCGCGGCCGCCGGCGAGGUGGAGCCGUACAAGCCGGUGGAGAGCGAGACGCCCAAGGCCAGCAAGGGCACCUACAUGGAGGUGCGCACGGGGGAGCCGGCCCGGCAGGCGACCGAGAUCUCCACCAUCACCAAGGAGGUGGACAAGGUCAACCAGAUCAUCAACAACUGCAUCGACGCCCUCAAGUCCGAGGCCGCGGCCGAGCCCCAGCUGGUGCUGCUGGCGGAGCCGCUGGCCGGCAAGCACGGCUUCCUGUCGCCCGCGUACCAGGACCCCUUCGGCCACGGCCCGCAGCGCCACCACAGCGCGGAGGGCGGCCCGGGGCCCCCGCGCACCAGCACCUCCUCCAGCAGCUCCUCGCGGAGCCCCAGGGCCUUCGGCGCGGAGGCGGCCGGUGCGCACAAGGCCGCGGCCUCCGAGGCCAAGUACAUCGAGAAAAGCUCGCCCGCGGCCGACGCCAUCCUCACGGUGACGCCCGAGGCCGCCGUGCUGCGGGCCGAGGCCGAGAAGGGCCGCCCGUACGGCGAGCACCGGCACUCCUACCCCGGCUCCCACCCCGCGGAGCCGCCCUCGCCGCCCGCGACCCUGCCCCCCGAGGGCCUGAGCGGCCGCAAGGCAUCCAUCCUGGAGCCGCUGACCCGGGCGCGGCCCCGCGACCCCGCCUACUCGCAGCUGUCGCCGCAGUACCGCCACCUGCGCUACGCCUCCAGCCCCGAGGCCACGGCCACCUGCCGGGCCGCCCACGGCAUCUGGGAGCGCCUCCGCCUGAGCCGCCGGCGGCGCAAGGACGGCGAGGAGUGCAUGGCGGCCGGCCACGCGCUGCGCAGGAAGGUCCAGUUCGCCAAGGACGAGGACCUGCACGACAUCCUGGACUACUGGAAGGGCGUGUCGGCCCAGCACAAGUCCUGA
This is a messenger RNA of Eptesicus fuscus (big brown bat), 2391 nucleotides long. It is a transcript of the gene ELFN1, whose product is annotated as extracellular leucine rich repeat and fibronectin type III domain containing 1. Gene Ontology annotation, cellular component: plasma membrane. Gene Ontology annotation, molecular function: protein binding. Lineage: Eukaryota; Metazoa; Chordata; Mammalia; Chiroptera; Vespertilionidae. The record is from RefSeq and is a predicted model, not a curated record.